UCUGUUAGCAGCCUAGCUCUUUUAACCAUUGUGAUACCCUCAGUUCAUUCCCAGGCAGUCACAGCCUCCCUGAAUCAAGAAUUACAAGCAUGGCAUGUGUUCUGUAACAGUGGAACCCAACCUAGGGUAGAGGGUUGGGGUUGAGGGGGGUUUGACUGCAGAGCUGCCAACAUGUCACUGUCCAUUUAUCUUGAUCCUAAAGUUUCUGAAAAAUGCUGUUAGUCUUUUUGGCACCCUAAAGAGGUGCAGUCAUGACUGGCUUUCAAAACAGACUUAUUUCCCUCGCAUGCCACAUUGUGUAGAAAUCGCUAACUAGCUGUGUGACAUUAGGGAAAUCUUUUAUCUCCCUAGGCCUCAGUGUCCCGAGCUGCAGCAUUACUAAUGGACUUAGAUCAUUUCUGUGGUCCCCUUCAGUUCUAAAAUUCUGUGAUUUCUACGUCCCUUAAGCUGGAAUUGUGGCAAGAAAAGGUGGAGUUAUAGGCGGACAAUGUUGGAGAGCAGAUCAAAUUAUUGCUCUUGCUCAUGGGUCUAGAUUUAUUUCCGUUUCCCAAAACCUUUAACACCUACAGAGUCCUUAAACAGUGGAAAGGCUACCAGAGAAGAGCAAACAAAGACUCCUUCCUGUCAAGAGAAGACCUUCUUACCACACAGGAAGCUCCACGAGAACAGCUACUAAGUUUGUCUUGACGGUUGCAUCCCCAGGACCAAGCACACGGUGGAUACUCAGUAUUGACUGAUGUGAAGGCAGAAGAAAAGCUGUUUGUAUUUUAAUGAGGAUGUGAGUCAGUGCAGCAGAAAAUGUCCACUGAACGGACUUCUUGGACAAACCUGUCCGCUAUGCAGAAAAUAGCGCUGGGCCUGGGGAUCCCAGCCAGUGUGACAGUUGUCUACAUCCUGUACCGCAGGUAUAGGGAAAGCAGAGAAGAGCGGCUGACGUUUGUUGGGGAGGAUGACAUCGAGGUGGAGAUGCGGGUUCCUCAGGAGGCUGUGAAGUUGAUCAUUGGCCGGCAAGGAGCCAACGUUAAACAGCUGCGGAAGCAGACAGGUGCGCGGAUUGAUGUGGACACAGAGGAUGUCGGUGAUGAGCGGGUGCUGCUCAUCAGUGGUUUUCCUGUUCAGGUGUGCAAGGCCAAAGCCGCGAUCCAUCAGAUCCUGACAGAGAACGCCGCCGUGUCUGAGCAGCUCUCAGUCCCCCAGAGAUCUGUGGGCAGAAUCAUAGGGAGAGGUGGUGAAACGAUCCGUUCUAUCUGUAAGGCCUCUGGAGCCAAAAUUACCUGUGACAAAGAAUCAGAGGGGACGUUACUACUCUCAAGACUUAUAAAAAUCUCAGGAACACAGAAGGAAGUGACAACAGCCAAGCAUUUGAUCCUGGAGAAAGUGUCAGAAGAUGAAGAACUUCGGAAGAGAAUCGCUCAUUCUGCAGAAACCAGGGUCCCACGCAAGCAGCAGAUCAGCGUAAGGAGAGAGGACGUGACGGAGCCCCAUGGAGGUGGAGACCCAGCUUUAUGGGAGAACGCCACUUGUGGCACAGAGCAGGCUGUGCCGCUGGUCGUUCCUCCCCACAGAGGAGGUGGUGACAUGGCUGCCAUAGGGCUACCGCCGGAAGACGGUUCCGGGGCGAAAGCUAACGGUGACGGCUUUGAGGAGGAGUCUGCAGCCCAGGCCAGUCCAGAGAUGUCCAUGUUUGAAAUCCCCAGCCCCGACUUCAGUUUCCAUGCUGAUGAGUACCUGGAAGUCUACGUCUCGGCCUCUGAGCACCCUAACCACUUCUGGAUCCAGAUCAUCGGCUCCCGCAGCCUGCAGCUGGAUAAGCUCAUCAGCGAGAUGACCCAGCACUACGAGCACAGUCCACCUGAAGACCUGGCUGUGCAGGUGGGAGACAUUGUGGCAGCACCUUUACCCGCGAAUGGGUCCUGGUACCGAGCCCGAGUGCUUGGCACCUUGGAGAAUGGGAACUUGGACCUCUACUUUGUGGACUUUGGAGACAAUGGGGAUUCCCCCUUGGAGGACCUCAGAGCUCUCAGGAGUGACUUCCUAAGCCUUCCGUUUCAAGCGAUAGAGUGUAGUCUGGCACGGAUCGCCCCCUCAGGUGAGCAAUGGGAAGAGGAGGCUUUGGAUGAGUUUGACAGACUCACUCACUGUGCUGACUGGAAACCACUGGUGGCCAAGAUCUCUAGCUAUGUCCACACUGGGAUCUCAACUUGGCCAGAGAUCUACUUGUAUGAUAUUAGCGAUGGGAAGAAACUUGAUAUUGGGUUAGAACUAGUUCGCAAAGGAUUUGCAGUAGAGCUUCCCGAAGACAUGGAAGGAAACGCGGCUGUCCCCGACACACUGCAGGGAGUGGCCACAGAAACAGACGUCUCUCUAGGCAGCAGGCUCACCGAGACCAAGAGGAGCCCUGGAGAGACAGGACACACCCUGUCCUGCCUCAGCUCAUCAGAAGCUGCCUCUCUGUCUGGUGAUGAUACCCUUGCAGAUGACUACUUAGUCUGAAGUCUGCGCUUCGGCUGGCGCGGCCUCCUGCUUUGCUGCGAUUGGGCCCGGAGAGGGGCGGCCAUGAUGAAGACGUCCAUGCAGCCCCUGCUCUGUUACAGGCGCAGUCUGCUGGCUGUGGGCCAGAUGCAUUUCCGACUUCCCUGGACUACCAGAAAGUGUGGGGCCGGGGGAGACAACUCCAUCCCCUCCUCCGCCCCCGGCCCCCUCGAAGCCCCUGCCAGUCAUCAUGUACAUUCCUGCUCGGCCGUGUCCUUUUUGAGGCUGGGCAACAGCCAGAGUUUAGGUCACUGGAAGUGA
Molecule: messenger RNA, 2793 nt
Organism: Trichechus manatus latirostris (Florida manatee)
Lineage: Eukaryota; Metazoa; Chordata; Mammalia; Sirenia; Trichechidae
Gene: TDRKH
Product: tudor and KH domain containing
Exons: 14
Biological process (GO): P granule organization; piRNA processing; spermatogenesis
Cellular component (GO): P granule
Molecular function (GO): RNA binding
Source: RefSeq, a predicted model, not a curated record